Molecule: messenger RNA, 1460 nt
Organism: Cladocopium goreaui
Lineage: Eukaryota; Dinophyceae; Suessiales; Symbiodiniaceae
Source: the annotation of a GenBank genome assembly
AUGCCAGUACCUCAUGAUUUUGACACGUGGUGUGCGAGUCUCGAGAAGUCCAGGUCGACCCAAGUUUCCCACUCCUUUCAAGCGAUCAUAGAUCAGCUGGUACAACAGCACCUGACCGAGAUCACAGAGCUUUCCCAGCUCCGUAUAUCCAACGAGGAUGAGAAUCGAAGUGCUCCAAUGAGUCCUCAAAGUUCUGCAAUGGACCAGGUGACUCAGGCGGCUUCGUUUGUCUCCCAGAUGGAGCUGGACAACUCGAAGAGAAAUCGUACUUCCUUCGGCCUUGGAGGUUCAGUUUCUGGAAGCAUGCAAAGUCUGCAGAGCGCCAGCGGCAACAACAGCCUCACUGGUUCGGCCUCAUUGGCCAAGAAGUUUCGCCACCAUGCCUUAGAAGCACGACGAACUCGACAUGCAGUUGAAGCGCGUCAGGUGUUGGAGGCCAUGGACUUCAAAGAUGAAACUGCAGAGCAGUUCUUUGAAAACGACAGCGAAGAUGGCGAUGAGUUGCUGCCUGCAUCGGGUCUCAAAAAGAAGGCGGAACGAUUUGGCUCCGACUUCGCCAGGUUGCCCUGUUGGGACCGCAUGUACAUUUGGCUACAAUCUCAUCGCUUUGAUAUGCUGAUCACAUCAUUGCUAUGUCUCAACGUAAUUUGGAUGGGCUUGGAGUUGCAAUAUUCUGGAGCUUGGACUGGAGUCAAACUGGGCGUCUUCAAGGACACGGUAGUCCCGGUGCAUUUGCGGCCAACAUUUGAUGUCAUGUUUAUGGUCGGAGACAACGUGUUUACGGCGCUGUUUACUGUCGAUGUAGUUGUGAGGAUUGUGGUCCUCAGGUUGAAGUUUUGGAAGAAUUGCAUGAACUACAUCGACGUGAUAGUGACCUUAGCAUCUUUGCUUCAACUCGUGAUCAGCACGUGGACGAAUGUGAACCCAGUUUUAUUUCGCAUCCUGCGUAUUGGCAAGCUGGCGCGAGCCUUGCGAGUUGUGACCAUGUCCAAUACUUUGGCUUCCUUGGAGCUGCUGACAAAGUGCUUACAGUCCAGUGUCGAAGUGUUUCGAUACUAUGGCACCUUCACCCGCACCUUCCUGUCGAUGUUUGAGAUAUUGUUCGCGAAUUGGGGACCACCAUGUCGAGUGGUGGUGGAGAACAUCAGCGAAUGGUUCUCCCUUUUUUUUCUGCUCUAUCGAUGUGUUCUGGGGUUCGCCGUAUUAAAUGUGGUCAACGCAGUAUUUGUGCAACAGACGAUGAAAACUGCCAGUUCAGAUGAAGAACUAGCCUUCAAACAGAAAGAACGCGAUGUGGCUAUGUACACUCGCAAGGUUCGCAAAUUGUUUAACUCGAUGGAUGAGACGGGUGACGGCUGCUUGAACCUCGAGGAGUUUCAGAAGUUGGCUCAGUCUCCAAAGCUGAAAUUCUGGAUGAGCCAGCUGGAGCUGGAGUACCACGAUCUACUCAGUCUGUUUGA